Lemur catta (Ring-tailed lemur) is the source of this 3363-nucleotide messenger RNA. RefSeq names its product NOP2/Sun RNA methyltransferase 2 (gene NSUN2). NCBI's taxonomy places the organism in Eukaryota, Metazoa, Chordata, Mammalia, Primates, Lemuridae. Gene Ontology annotation, cellular component: nucleus; cytoplasm. The record is from RefSeq and is a predicted model, not a curated record. Gene Ontology annotation, molecular function: tRNA (cytidine-N5)-methyltransferase activity; tRNA binding. Gene Ontology annotation, biological process: tRNA methylation. The coding region runs from base 351 to 2702 and encodes 783 amino acids. The transcript has 19 exons.
CCGGCAGCCGGAGCCCCGCCCCGCGCCGCUCUGCGCACGCGCCGACCUCGGGCUGCCCGCGGAGCUGCCUGAGCCCGCGUGCGAGGCUGGGUCGCUCAGCGCAGGGACGCCCUUGGGGCUGUUCCCUGGAGCCUUUUUCCCCCUCAGGGCUGUCCGCAAUUUUCUGUCGCAGGUUGUCUUCCGGGAGGGCAGAUUGCGGUGCUUUUGGCUUAGUUCUCGUGCGUCCCCGCAGGCUCCUGAAGGGACCGGGCCCAGACGCGUGGGGGCCUCGCGCUCCGGCCGGAAGUGUCGCGCGCUGCCGGGCAGUGGCGGGCCGGUGUCUGCGAGCGGCCUGCGCGGCCGCGGGGGCCAUGGGGCGGCGGUCGCGGGGGCGGCGGCUCCCGCAGCAGCAGCGGCCCGAGGGCGCGGAGGACGGCCCCGAGGGCGGCGGGAAACGCGGCGAGGCGGGCUGGGAAGGCGGGUAUCCUGAGAUCGUCAAGGAGAACAAGCUGUUCGAGCACUACUACCAGGAGCUCAAGAUCGUGCCCGAGGGCGAGUGGGACCAGUUCAUGGGCGCACUCAGGGAGCCCCUCCCGGCCACUUUAAGAAUUACUGGUUACAAAAGCCACGCAAAAGAGAUUCUCCAUUGCUUAAAGAACAAGUAUUUCAAGGAAUUGGAGGACUUGGAGGUGGACGGUCAGAAAGUGGAAGUUCCACAGCCACUGAGUUGGUAUCCUGAAGAACUUGCCUGGCACACAAAUUUAAGUCGAAAAAUCUUAAGAAAAUCUCCACAGUUGGAAAAGUUUCAUCAGUUUCUAGUUAGCGAAACUGAAUCUGGAAAUAUCAGCCGUCAAGAAGCAGUUAGCAUGAUCCCACCACUGCUGCUCAAUGUCCAGCCUCAUCACAAGAUCCUAGAUAUGUGUGCAGCACCUGGCUCAAAGACUACACAAUUAAUUGAAAUGCUACAUGCCGACAUGAACGUCCCUUUUCCAGAGGGAUUUGUUAUCGCUAAUGAUGUGGACAACAAGCGCUGUUAUCUGCUCGUUCAUCAAGCCAAACGGUUAAGCAGUCCCUGCAUCAUGGUAGUAAACCAUGACGCAUCCAGUAUACCCAGACUCCUGAUAGAUGUGGACGGAAGGAAAGAGAUUCUCUUCUAUGAUCGAAUUUUAUGUGAUGUCCCUUGCAGUGGAGAUGGCACUAUGAGAAAAAACAUUGAUGUCUGGAAGAAGUGGACCACCUUAAAUAGCUUGCAGCUACAUGGCUUACAGCUACGUAUUGCAACUCGAGGUGCUGAACAGCUGGCAGAAGGUGGGAGAAUGGUGUAUUCCACAUGUUCACUGAACCCCAUUGAGGAUGAAGCAGUCAUAGCGUCUUUGCUGGAAAAAAGUGAAGGGGCUUUGGAGCUGGCCGAUGUGUCUUCUGAAUUACCAGGGCUGAAAUGGAUGUCUGGAAUCACACAGUGGAAGGUAAUGACAAAAGAUGGGCAGUGGUUUACAGAUUGGGAUGAUGUCCCUCACAGCAGACAUACCCAGAUUCGACCCACCAUGUUCCCACCAAAGGACCCGGAAAAGUUACAAUCGAUGCACCUAGAGCGGUGCCUUAGGAUAUUACCACAUCAUCAGAAUACUGGAGGGUUCUUUGUGGCAGUAUUAGUGAAAAAAUCAUCAAUGCCAUGGAAUAAACGUCAGCAAAAGCUGCAGGGUAAGUCUUCAGAGAGCAGAGAAACCACACAGUUGGGCCCUGCAGAUCCCACAGAAGGGAAACCCACCAACCCCUCCAAGCUGGAAAGCCAGUCGGUCACAGGAACUGGCGACACAGAAAUAAUUCAAACAACUGAGAAUUUAGAGAAUAAUGGCAAUAAGAGAGAUGGCGUGUGUGGUCCUCCUCCUUCAAAGAAAAUGAAGUUAUUUGGAUUUAAAGAAGAUCCAUUUGUGUUUAUUCCUGAGGAUGACCCACUCCUUCCCCCUAUCGAGAAAUUUUAUGCUUUGGAUCCUUCCUUCCCCAAGAUGAACUUGUUAACUCGGACUACAGAAGGGAAGAAACGGCAGCUCUACAUGGUUUCCAAGGAGCUGCGAAACGUGCUGCUGAACAACAGCGAGAGGAUGAAGGUCAUUAACACAGGGAUAAAAGUCUGGUGUCGAAAUAACAGUGGUGAAGAGUUUGACUGUGCUUUCCGGCUGGCACAGGAGGGAAUAUAUACAUUGUACCCAUUUAUUAAUUCAAGAAUUAUUACCGUGUCAAUGGAAGAUGUCAAGACACUAUUGACCCAGGAAAAUCCAUUUUUUAGAAAACUCAGCAGUGAGACAUACAGUCAAGCCAAGGACCUGGCAAAGGGAAGCAUCGUGCUGAAGUAUGAACCGGAUUCUGCGAACCCAGAUGCCCUUCAGUGUCCCAUUGUGAUGUGUGGGUGGCGGGGAAAGGCCUCCAUCCGAACGUUCGUGCCCAAGAAUGAACGGCUUCAUUAUCUCAGGAUGAUGGGGCUGGAGGUGUCGGCAGAAAAGAAGAAAGAAGGGGCUGUUCCAGCGGGCGAGAGCGCAGGUGGUGCCGGGCAGCCAGAGGGCGAGGUGAGUGAGGAGCAGAGAGCAGGGGCGGCCGGCAGCCUGGACGCAGAAGCGAGCUGUGACCACAAUGUGGCGGCAGGAUGUGACCUGGACGCGGAAGCGGGCUGUGACUCUGACACGGCAGCGGGCUGUGACCCAACGGGGGCCGAGCUGGCCCGGUGAGCGGGCCCAGGCAGGACCCCGCCUUCGUCGUCAUCGUCUGAAACCAAAUCCAGAACUGACUCUGACCGCUUUUAAACAUGCAGACUGACGGGUGACGGGAGCGGCCCGAGUGAUCAGCACUGCUUUCCUGUGCUUAGAAAAGGUAUUCUUUGGGCACCCUAGGAGUUGCUCGUUUUGCUUUGUUUCUCUGGCCAAGCUGUGUCUGGUGUGUCUGCUGCAGUCAUAGACUUUCACUGUUACAGGCGUACUUCUAUCAAGAAGUAAAACUACCCUUGCAGAAAUUUCAGGUCCCUUUUGUUAAGCCUAUAUUGAUUGGUCUUAAGGUCCAGUAUUUUUUUAAGUAUUAUUUAUAGAAAGAAUGUAUAACUCUAUGAAUUGUUGGGAAACUGUACUAUAAGCUUUAAUAAUUGAGUUGCACAUUAGCAGUGUGACCUUAAUAUGCAGUGGGGUUAAUAUCUGAGGCCUCAGAUGACCUCUGUGCCUUUUGUAAUAAAGGAUAAAAUAAGAUGUUUCUCAGAGCAAGAGCUGUAUUGUGAAUUGUGAUACUAAUUAUGAGGGAAUUUUAUGUGCUUUUAUUGAAUGAAGUGCUUUGCAAUUUUUAUUUUUAAAUGGGGCUUGGGAUCCUUGGAAUAUUUAAAUAAAGUUAAUGAUAAUGUGUAUU